Neoarius graeffei (lesser salmon catfish) is the source of this 2549-nucleotide messenger RNA. It is a transcript of the gene nelfcd, whose product is annotated as negative elongation factor complex member C/D. Bases 76 to 1818 code for a protein of 580 amino acids. The transcript has 15 exons. NCBI's taxonomy places the organism in Eukaryota, Metazoa, Chordata, Actinopteri, Siluriformes, Ariidae. The record is from RefSeq and is a predicted model, not a curated record. Gene Ontology annotation, biological process: negative regulation of transcription elongation by RNA polymerase II. Gene Ontology annotation, molecular function: RNA binding. Gene Ontology annotation, cellular component: NELF complex; nucleus.
UGUUCAGAGACUCGCAGGAUUGUAAAGGCAACCACCUAUCAAAGAAAUUAGGUGCUUUACGACUGGCAUGUAAUUAUGGAUGAAGAAUACUAUAGCGGUGCUGGAGAGUGGGAUGGGCAAGAGGCUAAUAUGGAAGAAGACGGCUUCGCGGACACCGAGGCAGACGAUAAAGUCCAGGAGGAGUGCUUGCAGAAAUUCUCUAGUAGAGACUACAUAAUGGAGCCCACAGUGUUUAACACGUUGAAAACCUAUUUCCAGGCAGGUGGUUCCCCUGAGCAUGUUAUUCAACUCCUGUCAGAGAAUUAUUCUGCUGUGGCCCAAACGGUGAAUCUGCUGGCUGAAUGGCUCAUUCAGAUGGGUGUGGAGCCAGCUCAGGUGCAGGAACGAGUAGAGAACCAUCUGAAGAGCCUCCUCAUCAAACAUUUUGACCCACAAAAAGCUGACUCUAUUUUCACAGUAGAGGGAGAAACACCAGGAUGGCUAGAGCAGAUGAUUGCUCACACUACAUGGAGAGAUCUCUUUUACAAACUAGCUGAAGCUCAUCCAGACUGCCUGAUGCUCAACUUCACAGUCAAGCUGAUCUCGGAUGCAGGAUACCAAGGGGAGAUCACGAGUGUGUCUACAGCCUGUCAGCAACUGGAAGUUUUCUCCCGAGUAUUGCGUACCUCACUGUCCACACUACUUGAUGGGGGAGAACAAAACUUAGAGAAAAACCUACCCGAGUUUGCUAAGAUGGUGUGUCACGGUGAGCAUACAUACCUUUUUGCUCAGGCCAUGAUGUCCAUUCUGGCACAAGAGGAGCAGGGUGGAUCGGUUGUGCGUCGCAUUGGGCAGGAAGUGCAAAAGUUUGCCCUUCAGAGUGGUCAUGAUGCAAGUCAGAUCACAUUGGCACUAGGGACUGCAGCGGCAUACCCACGUGCAUGCCAGGCUCUUGGUGCAAUGCUCUCCAAAGGGGCACUUAAUCCUGCAGAUAUCACAGUUCUUUUCAAGAUGUUCAGCAGUAUGGACCCUCCACCCGUGGAACUGAUCCGUGUUCCGGCCUUCCUGGAUCUUUUCAUGCAGUCUUUGUUUAAACCUGGAGCCAAGAUAAACCAGGACCACAAACACAAAUAUAUUCACAUUCUGGCCUAUGCAGCCAGUGUGGUGGAGACAUGGAAGAAGAACAAGCGUGUAAAUAUCAAUAAGGAUGAGCUGAAGGCCACUUCUAAAGCCAUUGAGACUGUUCAUAAUCUGUGCUGUAAUGAGAAUAAAGGAGCUACAGAGCUAGUGGCAGAACUCAGCACUCUGUACCAGUGCAUCAGGUUUCCAGUAGUUGCAAUGGGGGUGUUAAAGUGGGUUGACUGGACUGUAUCAGAACCUCGUUACUUUCAGCUGCAGACAGAUCACACCCCCAUCCAUUUGGCCUUAUUGGAUGAGAUCAGUACAUGCCAUCAACUCCUACACCCGCAGGUGCUACAGCUGCUUGUCAAACUCUUUGAAACAGAACAUUCCCAACUUGACGUCAUGGAACAGCUGGAGCUGAAGAAGACUUUGCUUGACCGCAUGGUUCACCUUUUAAGUCGAGGUUAUGUCCUGCCAGUUGUCAGCUACAUGCGUAAAUGCCUGGAGAAACUUAAUACAGACAUCUCGCUCAUCAGAUAUUUUGUAACAGAGGUUCUGGAUGUGAUCACUCCACCAUAUACCUCUGACUUUGUUCAGCUGUUUUUACCAAUCCUGGAGAACGACAGCAUAGCUGGGACCAUCCGCACUGAAGGAGAGCAUGAUCCUGUGACUGAAUUCAUUGCACAUUGCAAAUCCAAUUUCAUCAUGAUGAACUGAGACCAGUCAACACUUCUACCCUGCAGAAAUUUUGCAGAUGUUUUAUGCCAGGAAGACCAGGAUUAUAAUGUCCAAUCAAAAGCCAGUGAAAGCUCACCUGCAUCGACAUAUGGAGUUUAGAAUAAAAGCUAACUGCAUUCAAACUUGGCAUAGCAAUUACUUUAAUAGGGCCACCGUUUACUUUUCAGAGCCUACUGAAGAUGACUUUAUGGAUAGUAGAGCUGAUGUUAAUCUAGGUGUUUUACCCAGGAAAUUUGUGAAACAAUGCAAGUUAUUUUAAAAGUUAACAUUUUGUUAUUGAAAUGUGCUUUGUGGCAAGAAUACACUGUACCCAUUUUGAUCAUCCCAUUUAUUUUCUAUGAUGACCUUUUUUCAAUCAAAAAAAACAAACAAACAAAAAAAAACAUGUCCUCAGGUUGCUGUGAAGUAGCAGAGAGAUUAUUGGGCAAAUGCUGGCAGUAGUAAAGAAGCAAAACCUGGACUCAAUUAUGUAAGAAAGUAAAGUGUGAUUGUUAAAACAUAUGAAUCUACAACUUGUGUAAACAGUUUAGUGCAUCUGUAUUUAAAAUCACUUCUCGGGACCAUGUUGAACAUGCAAUAUUCUACAGUGGUCAAUUGAAAAAAAAUUUGAAAGUCAUGUUGAUAUAGCUGUAGCAUAAUUGGUGUAUGGUUAAUUUUACUACAUUAAAAAAAAAAGACAGCACAGUCGUUUGCAGUAAUGUCAGUAGGUA